This is a messenger RNA of Folsomia candida, 1029 nucleotides long. RefSeq lists its product as uncharacterized. The transcript has 3 exons. The record is from RefSeq and is a predicted model, not a curated record. The coding region runs from base 436 to 1029 and encodes 197 amino acids. NCBI's taxonomy places the organism in Eukaryota, Metazoa, Arthropoda, Collembola, Entomobryomorpha, Isotomidae.
UGCAAUACAUACCUAAACGUGCAACUAUGUAAUUUACUUAUGACUACGUUGAUAGCUGACUAAAACAAUACACUCUUAGGCAACUGGUAUUAAAUUAUUAUUGACCGGAGUACACUUCCGGCACAGUAAUUACAAACAUUACGGUUUGGUGAUGUGGCAGUGGUGAAAAAUUUACCACGUAUAUAGGAUUAAUUACAUACAUAUUUUACUAUGUAAGUUUAAUUUACAUACAUAUGCAUCAAACCGAUACCUAUAAAUACUGUAGAAAAGAGUAAAGACAUAAAUAAGUUUGCAUUUUGCAGUUAAACGUUAUUUACCAGUAACAGUGUUGUAAUUGGGAAAACGGCGUCAAGGAACUCACAAGGAUAUUUGUUUAGUUAAAUAUUUAUCUUAAAAUUUUUCACAUUUCGGGACACCCGCACCCCCAAUACAUAAAUGGAAAUGUGGGUUAUUUUAAUUUUGACGUGUUUCCACCACCCAUUUCCCAUGGGGGAAGGAAGCGUGAUAACGACGAAGGCGGAAACAUUCCUGGUCGACCUGGCGGUCCAUCGGUAUCCGGAAUGUGCCCUGUUUUUCGUUCGUCAAAGUGGGGAAAGUGAGAUUGGGAAUAAUUUGUUGUCAAGUGUUGUUAAAAGGCUGAAAACGUCGCCAUCUUAUAACGCUGUGUAUUCCACAAGUUUGUCGAACUUGUCAUCGAUUAAGUUUUCAACAGAAGUAACAAAUUGGAAUAGAAGAGGUCACAUUUGUAAGAUCAUCGUAAUCGUGGUGGAUCAUUUCCGGUCAGAUUUUUUACAGGGGGUUAAACGCUCUAUAUCCCCCACCUAUCUCCCCAUGGUUAAGAAAGACUUGGACUACUGGAUCUGGAUCACCCCACAACCAUCCCAACUGGAAAAUCUCCUCUUAUCGAAUUAUCUUCCGGCCAAGACCAAGUAUAAGCUUGGUCUCAGUUUCACCCCGUCUGGUGAUCUGAUUAUUAAAUCGGUCUGCUUCUUCUUUUUAACUAUUUUCCCGACUUUGUUCGUAACUUGA